Molecule: messenger RNA, 444 nt
Organism: Caenorhabditis bovis
Lineage: Eukaryota; Metazoa; Nematoda; Chromadorea; Rhabditida; Rhabditidae
Source: the annotation of a GenBank genome assembly
AUGGCUGAGCAGCAACAUAAUUUCGGUGGACAAGAGCCUCGAAAUGCAGAUGCUGAGCAAAUUGAUGAUCCAACACUCGAACUUCCCGAUAUAAUGGUCAAGCGACUGGAUUACAUGGCAGAAGUCAAUCGAUUUAUCGAGUCGGAAUGCAUGGGAAUACAGACCGAUUUCAAUCCUUGGCGUUGGGUUGAGAUUGGAAAUAUCGGCGCUGUGAAUGGAGUGGACCCAACGGGCGGCAUGUGGCAACCACCCGAUGAAAAUGGAUAUCAAGCGAGCAAUUUGAAUAUGUCACCAUUUGAGUUUAUUGGCUUGUAUUCCAAUCGCGGACAAAAUGUUUCUCAUAAUGACAUCAGGGAGGAAGAGCCGGAUAAUGAGCAAGAAGAGCCAGUCGACUUGCAACUACCCGUACAGGAAAUCAAACAAGAUGAGAACCAGAGAGGAUAA